Messenger RNA from Symbiodinium sp. CCMP2456, 2589 nucleotides. The record is from the annotation of a GenBank genome assembly. NCBI's taxonomy places the organism in Eukaryota, Dinophyceae, Suessiales, Symbiodiniaceae.
AUGGCCUCCGAAUCGGAUGAUGCUGCCUCCUAUGCCGCCACUUCCCCAGAGGACGUGGAAGAAGCUCUAGAGGCGGCGGAAGCUGCAGAGCAGCUCGCCCAGACCAACGGCGAUACUAAGGGUGAGGCCUGUGCUGCGCACACCAUCGCGCUUCUGAAGUUCCGGCUGGAGGACUUCGAGGAGGCUUUGGCCGCAGGGCAGCGAAGUUGCGGCCUCUUCCGAGAGCUAAAGUUGGAGCACCUGGAGGCCCGGGCUCGUGCAGGCCUUGCCGAUGCGGCUUUGAGGCGUCGCCCUCCGGCAGAGGCUGAGGGCAAGCGCUUCGUCGACGAGGCCGUGGACUUAGCCGAGGGGGCGCUUCAGACUUUCGAGAGGCUCGAUGAUUCCUCAGGUAGGGCCCUGGCUCUGGACCUGAAGGUUCGCGCCUGGAUGGCAAGGGGGGAUCACGCCCGAGCGCAGGAAGCCCUGGAGCAGGCCUUAGAGUCGGCCAGGGGCCGCGAGGACAAGGUCGCCGAAGCUGCAGCACUUCAGUCGCUGGUGAACGUUCAUCUUGCCCGGAAAGCUGCCACUGCCGCGAUCGAAUGUGCGCAGGAGGCUGCCAAAGUGCAGGAGAUGCUUGGGAACCAAGUAACAGAGGCUGGUGCCUGGCACCUCGCGGCGCAACUCCUCCUGAAGGCAUCGAAUGCCUCUGAGGCCCUUCGCUGUGCCCAGGCGGCACGGCGCGUGCACAAAGGUUGCAGUGUGAGUGCUGCCGAAGAGGCCACGGUCCUCCAGACGCUAUCCGCGGCCCACUUGGCCAAUGGCGAUGCGACCAAAGCCCUGGAGGUGGCCAACGCAGGCCGCGAGCUCUGCAAGCAGGAAGCAGCCGAGGGCGGCGAAGCGCUCUGCGCCCUCCGCGCCGCCAGCCUGGGGCUUAAGUGGGAAGUUGGAAGAGCCUCUAGGCACCGUGCGUUCGAGGGCGAGUGUGGGAUCAAGGGCGUGGAAUAUCACACUCGUGACAGCACCUUGGACCUCCCCCUCUCCACUCUCAUUGCCAAGACUGAAAUGAUGGGGCAGUCGCAGUCCCCAAGCCGUGGCCUGGCACUCCAGGCGGAGCCCAAGCCCGCCUUCAAAGGCGACAAGCCCAAGCAUCCCAUCCUGGACAGCGGCUGCAGCGAGCUCAUGCAGGCAGCCUACAAGGGAGACACCAAGAAGGUGAAGGCUCUCGUCGACGGGGGUGCAGACGUGAACCAGCAAGAUGCCUAUGGCUGGACGGCUGUUCGUUACGCUGUCAGGAACAGGCAACUCAAGAGCACCCAGACCCUUCUGGAUCUGGGGGCCGACGUGAACAUCGCAUCCAAGACGGGAAGGACUCCCCUGAUGUCCGCGGCCGGGAAUGGCCUGGAGGAGCUUUGCAAGCUGCUGGUGGAGCAGGGGGAUGCAGACAUCAUGGCCGCAGAUGAGGGUGGCAAGACUGCCUACGACCUGGCCCUGAGGACUGGGCCUCUGGGCAGCGACCUCAUCCGCGACCUCGUUGCAGGUGGGCAGACACCCGGUGCCGGCGAGGAAGGCUGGAAGAGGAACCCAGGUGCCUUCUUGCAGCUUGGAGACCUGGAAGCGGCUCUCAGUGCUGCAUCGGAUGCUCAGGAGCUCUUCAGGGAGGUCUCUGACCAGCGAGCCGAGGCCAGUGCGGCCCACCUGGUCGCGAGGAUCCACUUCCUUCGCCAGGACUACUCCGCAGCUCGCCUUGCUGCAGACACGGCGAGAGCUUUGCUGCGGCAAACUUGCGAGCUUGGCCGCGAGGCUGGCAUGCUCCUCCUGUCUUCGCAGGCCGGCAGCUUGGAGUUGGCCGCUGGCUCCCAGCCCGGUGGCGGCAAGGCAGCCAGGAGCUUCUUCGAGGGGCGCGGGCGACAGAAGGUUCUGGCGACAUCCAAGGAGGCCGUGGCCCUUUCAAAGAGGCUCAGCAGCCACUUGGCGGCGAUUUCGCGCCUCAGUGACGCGCGGGCCAAGGUCUCCAAUGGCCUGCUGGACGAGGCUUCCCAGGAUCUGCAGGAGGUUCUUCCGACUUUCGAAGGAGGAGACCAGAGAGCUCUGGGGGCCACCAAGCUGCUGCAGGCCAACAUCUCUAUUCUCCGCGGCAUGCCGGAGGUUGCCAUCGCCAAGGAGGCCUUGGAGUGUCUCCGGACCGGCAACAGCCACGAGCUGGCGCUGGCGCAGGCCCUGGUCGCCAAGAUGAGCCGGGCUGUGCCGCAGGCGACAAGGGCCGCCCAACCGCAGGCACAGACGCAGGUUCCGGGAAGCGGCACAGCACCGGGCACCGCGGCAGUGGCCCCAAAGCCGGCUCAAAUCGACAAGAUGGCUCUGGCUCUGCCGGAGCGCGUGAAGUACACGCUCACCGAGCUCGUGGCCGAAGCCAUCGGCCAAGAGGGCAUGGAAGAGGACCGCACCUUGAUGGAGACGGGCAUGACCAGCAUCGCCAGCAUCAUGCUCCGUGACAAGAUCCAGGCAGAGUUUCCGGAGAUCCCGGAGAUGGAUCUUACCUUCGUGUUCGACUUCCCCACUAUUCGCGAGAUGACCGGCUUCGUCCUGACGCAGCUUCCAAACGAUGCCUGA